Meira miltonrushii is the source of this 309-nucleotide messenger RNA. RefSeq lists its product as uncharacterized. NCBI's taxonomy places the organism in Eukaryota, Fungi, Basidiomycota, Exobasidiomycetes, Exobasidiales, Brachybasidiaceae. The annotation marks the transcript as partial. The record is from RefSeq and is a predicted model, not a curated record. The transcript has a single exon.
GUGGGUGAUUAUAUCGGCUUAGUGCUAUCAACGUAUGCACUCGUUUUAUGCAUCUUGUUUGGUUUACCGAUCACAUUGUUGGCUAUGAUGGUAUUCAACAUCGUUCUCGAUUGCUUCCUCGGUCUGAUUCCACUUUUGGGUGAUGCACUUGAUGUUGCUUUCAAGGCAAAUUUGCGUAAUCUUCGAUUGCUAGAAGAUCACUUGAUCUCAAACGAUGGUAAAUGUGGAGCAGGUCACUUCAACCUCAUCUUCCCGCCUUCCACGGAAUUCUUACCAAAGAAUGGGCCACAAGAAGUGUUUGUUGCUUCU